CAACCUAAAACUAAAACAAAGUUCUUUAACUUCCUCUGCCCUCUCAUUCUCUCUAUAUCGAACAAAAAAGAAAAAAGCAUAUAGACAUCAUAACCACUUGGCCAAUGGCCAUGUCCCCCACCUCUGUGGUUCCAACUCCUGAAGAUAGAAAUAGUACUACUACUACUACUCUUUCGAAUCCCAUGGAAAUGGUGAAACCUCCUCAUGAAAACUCUACUUAUGUUGCUUACCCAGUUCACCUACAGCUCGCCUUAUACCCCAUAACUUUAAAGUUUGAAGAUGUUGUUUAUAAGGUUAAGUUGGAGCAAAAAGGUACAUGCUGUGGUGGAACAGCGAGGACGAAAGAGAAGACGAUUCUGAAUGGGGUGACAGGGAAGGUUUUCCCAGGGGAGAUACUGGCAAUGCUUGGUCCAUCAGGCAGUGGUAAAACGACCCUCCUAACGGCUCUAGGAGGACGCCUAGCUGGCAACCUAUCAGGAAAGAUUUCAUAUAACAGUCGCCCAUUUUCUGGUUCUAUGAAAAGGCGAACAGGAUUCGUGACACAAGAAGAUGUUCUUUAUCCUCAUUUAACUGUGACUGAAACCCUUGUGUUCACUGCUAUGUUAAGGCUGCCCAAAACUUUGACUCAAGAUGAGAAAGUCCAGCAUGUAGACCGAGUUAUAGCCGAGUUAGGGCUAACUCGGUGCCAGAACAGCAUGAUAGGUGGCCCACUAUUUAGGGGUAUUUCAGGUGGAGAGAAAAAGAGGGUGAGUAUUGGCCAAGAGAUGCUCAUCAACCCAAGCUUGUUGUUGCUGGAUGAACCGACCUCCGGUCUAGACUCCACCACCGCUCAACGGAUCAUAACUACCAUAAAGCGGCUUGCUAGUGGAGGACGAACCGUCGUCACAACAAUUCAUCAGCCAUCAAGCCGGCUCUACCACAUGUUCGACAAAUUAAUCUUGUUGUCUGAGGGCUCACCUAUCUACUAUGGACCUGCAUCUACAGCUAUGGAGUAUUUCUCAUCCAUCGGGUUUUCCACUUCCAUCACAGUCAACCCAGCUGAUCUUUUAUUAGAUCUUGCUAAUGGAAUUCCACCUGAUUCCAUGCAUGAAUACGAGCAAGGUGAAAACACAGAGCAAGAGCGGAAGUCAGUUAGGCAGAAACUCAUCACUUCUUAUGAAACGAACAUCUCAACAAGACUGAAAGCUGAGUUAUGCAGUCAAGAUGCUAGCAAACAUAACCAUGCCAAAGAUGGUUCGAUAAGAAAUGUGAAAUCAGAACAAUGGUGCACAAGCUGGUGGCACCAGUUUAAGGUGCUCCUUUUGAGGGGGGUGAGAGAAAGAAGAUUUGAAGCCUUCAAUAGGCUUCGAAUUUUUCAAGUCAUAAGUGUCGCUGUAUUGGCUGGGCUCCUAUGGUGGCACACUCCAACAUCCCAUAUUGAAGAUAGGAUAGCAAUGCUUUUCUUCUUCUCUGUUUUUUGGGGAUUCUACCCGCUAUAUAAUGCGGUUUUCACUUUUCCACAAGAAAGAAGAAUGCUUAUAAAAGAACGGUCAUCUGGGAUGUAUCGUCUCUCCUCUUACUUCCUCGCAAGAACCACCGGAGACCUGCCACUUGAACUUGCCCUCCCGACCGCCUUCACCUUCAUACUCUAUUGGAUGGGUGGGCUGAAACCCGAUCCAGCCACUUUUGUCCUUUCCCUACUUGUUGUACUUUACAAUGUCCUUGUAGCCCAAAGUCUUGGGUUAGCCAUUGGUGCCAUACUUAUGGAUGUCAAACAAGCCACAACUUUGGCCUCGGUUACAACCCUGGUUUUCCUUAUUGCUGGAGGAUAUUACAUACAACAAAUCCCUCCUUUCAUAGUCUGGUUAAAGUACUUGAGCUAUAGCUACUACUGUUUCAAACUUCUUCUUGGGGUUCAGUAUAACGAGAAUGACUUAUAUGAAUGCUCAAAAGGGGUGUAUUGUCAUGUUGCAGAUUUUCCGGCUGUCAAAUCAGUGGGAUUAAAUGAUCUACCUGUAGAUUUGUUGAUUAUGGCAAUGAUGUUGAUUGGUUAUCGACUUGUGGCUUAUAUGGCAUUGCAAAAGGUCCGGUGAAGUAGGUUUACUUUAGGACCAAUUUUCUUGAGGAAAAGUGGAAUUUCAAGAGCUUUGCCAUUUUGUCGGAAUUGAAGAGAAAUAAUCUUAGAUUUAGACAAAUAUAAAUUGCUAGCUACAACUUUGAUAAUUUUCCAGAGAUGUAGAUGUAUCACCACUCAUGUGGAAAAUAUUUACACAUAUAUAUCUAACUCAGCAAUUUGAAUUCGAGGAUAUAAAAGAAUCCUCGGUGAUAAUAAAUAUAAUGUUCUAAAUUUCAA
This is a messenger RNA of Lactuca sativa (garden lettuce), 2332 nucleotides long. Its product is annotated as ABC transporter G family member 14. Gene Ontology annotation, biological process: transmembrane transport. Lineage: Eukaryota; Viridiplantae; Streptophyta; Magnoliopsida; Asterales; Asteraceae. Gene Ontology annotation, cellular component: plasma membrane. The record is from RefSeq and is a predicted model, not a curated record. Gene Ontology annotation, molecular function: ATP binding; ATP hydrolysis activity; ABC-type transporter activity.